AUGAACUCCGUCAAGGUGGAAGGGCCAGAAGAAAGCGAAGAGGUGGUUAGAGAUAGUCAAGAAAUGCCACCACCUCCAAAUUCUGAGACGAAAGGAAUUGACGAUCUGGAUUCGAAGAUGGAAUCAUUCUUCUCUUUUUACAAGCAGUAUAGCGGUGAAAGAUGCAGGCUUCCAGACAAGACUAAAUGUCCAUUGAGAGACGAGUAUCGGAAGUUGUUCUGCGCUGCUUCCAUGUGCGAGAAGCUCGGAAUCCUACUAACAUCUCGACUGGACUCUGGAAAGCGGCUUCGUAAUAUGCGUCUCGAGUCUUUGAGUGAGGUCAAAGCGCUUUGUCUCAGGCUUGAAGACUUAGUAGCGUCCGAAAUGAUCACUGAGAAAUAUCUAUCGUUUGACGACGUUGCACAACGCGAUGCACUCGAAAUUAUGGGUAUUCGAUAUGAAGAGCUUUCAGACGACAUUUUUGCGUCCGACGACGCGCUCAUGUCUUUGUUCGAUGCAGGUAAUGACAAAAUCAGAGACGCUGAAGGUGAGCUGGAUGUGUCAAAAUCUUCUUCUGGUUUUGGUGAUGCUGGUGCCAAUUAUGCAGAAAUAUGUAUGCAAAGCAUGCUAACGGAGGUUGGACUCUGUUAUGUGAACAAGGUCGACAAACUUGUCAAGCGCAUGACUAGUGAGGCAGCCGAAUAUCACACUCGCAGU
Ostertagia ostertagi is the source of this 696-nucleotide messenger RNA. Lineage: Eukaryota; Metazoa; Nematoda; Chromadorea; Rhabditida; Trichostrongylidae. The record is from the annotation of a GenBank genome assembly.